Messenger RNA from Blepharisma stoltei, 632 nucleotides. The record is from the annotation of a GenBank genome assembly. NCBI's taxonomy places the organism in Eukaryota, Ciliophora, Heterotrichea, Heterotrichida, Blepharismidae.
AUGAAAGAGAGGCUCCAUGCUAUUUUAUUGGAACUUUUUGCUAGUGAGACAUUUCCUCAGGAAAUUUGGUCGAAAUUUUUCUUUUCAAUCAAAUGCUUCGCUAGCAAAAAGUCUAAAUGAAAAAUGCGCCGAAAGAAGGUCAAAAGGAUAAAGAAUUCACAUCCAUCCUCUACGGCUGCAUGGAAAACUGUUGCGAAAAAUUAUUUACCACGAAAUUUAACUUAAGACGUCACAUAGAGACAGCCCAUAAAAAGACGACAGAAUUCACAUGUUUAACCUGUAUGAAAACUUUCGCGAGCAAGCAAAAUUUGUGUGAGCAUGAAUACCUUCACACAGGUGAUAAGCCCUUUAAAUGCAAUGAUUGUCAUAAGUUAUUCAGGCAGUUAAGCCAGUUAUCUCUCCAUAAGAGAAUUCAUUUGAAGCCAACUUGUGGCCUUAAUACAAUGAAUUUUAAUAAAGGGAUAAAAGAAAGAAAAUGGAAAGUGUUCAAUCUUAAUAGGUUCGAAGAAGACGAAGAAAAAGUCCAGGAAAGUGUUGAUAAUAUAGUGUCAACUUUUCCUCAUUUAGAAUCGAACAUUGAUCAUUUAAAACUCCCAAAGAUAUCGGAGAAUAUCAACAAUAAGGACUUUUAA